AUGCAGAAGCCUCACAGAAAACGGACUAUCGUAUCCUGCCUCGAAUGCAGACGCCGGAAGCUACGAUGCAAUCGCUUAGAGCCGUGUAACCAGUGCUCUAGGCUGAACAAGAACUGCGUCUUUGCGCCUCCCAUUAACGAUGACAAGGAACCAAAGAAGACGAGACAGACUCCACCCAGCUUGGACUCACAUAUUCAUCCGCUCCAGAGAUCCCCCCCGCAGCCUGAGACGACUAGGAUAGCUCCAACUCCGUUGGCAAUUUUUGAUGCCUCCUACUCUACCGGGUAUAACAAAAAUGAGGAAGAAUACAACAGAGCAGACACCGGCUUUAGAUAUGGACGCCUGGGGCUUACUGACCGCUUGGGCGGAUUUUUUCGACCGCUGUUGGCCCAAGAGGUCAAGUCGACGCUGGUUACGUUAGAGCAGAAACUGAGAGAGAAUGGGAGGCUGGUACCAGUGGAUUUAGAAGCAAGUUUAAAACUUAGGCAAGAAGAUUUCUCUUUCCAGUCCAGCAAGUCUAUUCUUCCAAUGUCACUUGCGUCUCUCGGCACCCCAACUCCAGCUUUACCGGGUCGACUAGUUGCGGAUCGGUUGAUGUUAGCAUUCGCCCACAAUGUCAAUCAUAUCGCCAGGAUAGCCCAUAUGCCGACGCUGUAUAAUAUAUAUGAAAAUUUCUGGCGACAGACAAAUGACGGGUUUAGCCCCUCCGGGCCCUCAGCUGCUCUCGUUCAUGCAUCGAUCUUCGCCGGUCUUGUGAGUUUGGACUCUUCAGAUGUCCUGAGGGAUCUUGGUACUGCCAAGGAUAUCCUGUACGAAGAAUUCAAAUCUCGAGCCGAGCACGCACUUCACCAUACCGAUUACAUGCAAACUACGAAACUUGAGGUUCUCCAGGCACUGGUGGUUUACCUUAUUCCUCUGUGUCGUAGCGAAAUUUCACGAGCACAUUCAGUCAUCAUCGGGGCAGCCAUCCGGCUUGCGCAGUGUAUGGGUCUCCAUCGUGAUGGCACGCACCUCGGACUCGAUCCUUUAGAAACGCAUGUCCGUCGUUUGAUUUGGUAUCAAUUAUGUUUCCUUGACAUCAGAACGUGUGAAGCUCAGGGGCCACAGCCCAGCAUCCGGCAGGAAGACUUUGACACCUUGCUACCAUUGAGUAUGAACGACGAAGCUGUGCAUCCCGUGGGACCUCCUCCUACCUCUCAAGACGGCCACUGGACAGAAAUGACCUUUUCGCUGAUCCGUUUUGAAUGUCACGAAAUGCAACGAAAACUUUUUGUAGCCCGAGAACGCUUGCAGCGGGGGAUUAUCGACCUGAAUUCAAUCAUGCGCGAUAUUCGCUCCUUCGAGGAAUACAUGGCUCGCAAAUACGAUCAUUUGAUCGACGAACGAGUGCCUCUGCAGAAAUGUGCAGCGCUUGUAAAAUCAUUCAUGAUGACUCGUUUCUAUGUAAUGAUUCUCCAUCGCUAUAAUGGGUCAGUUGAAAAACCAAUGCCCGAGCGGCUUCAGAAAACGCUGUUAGACAUGGCGACACUGAACCAGGAAAUCGGCGUGGCUCUAGACUCAGACCCUGACAUCGCUUCUUGGGAAUGGUAUACCGGGGCCUAUAACCAAUACCAAACAACAUUCCUGUUGAUCACGCAUUUGUUGAUUUUCCCAGAUGACGAACACGCAGAUCGAAUUUGGAAAUGUGCGGAUUUUGUGUUUGACACAGACCCGGAUACAAAUAGAGAGCAAAAAUGCUGGGAGCUGAUGACGACGCUGCAGAGGAAAUCGGCCGCUUACCAUAUGCUGAGAGAGACUAAAGCACCACCAGUGGCUAUGAAUUGGCCUUACCUUGGACAGGGUCAUGACAUACAGAGUUUGAAAGCGGAAGCCCCAGGCAUCGAAGCACUUGGAGAUAUAUGGGCAGAUUUUGACUGGGAUGAAUGGGAUCGUAUCUUUAAUAGGGAAUCAGCUGACAUAGAAGCAUUCGCCUAA
Messenger RNA from Talaromyces rugulosus, 1974 nucleotides. RefSeq lists its product as uncharacterized. Gene Ontology annotation, molecular function: DNA-binding transcription factor activity, RNA polymerase II-specific; zinc ion binding; DNA binding. The coding region runs from base 1 to 1974 and encodes 657 amino acids. The record is from RefSeq and is a predicted model, not a curated record. The transcript has 3 exons. Gene Ontology annotation, biological process: regulation of DNA-templated transcription; DNA-templated transcription. NCBI's taxonomy places the organism in Eukaryota, Fungi, Ascomycota, Eurotiomycetes, Eurotiales, Trichocomaceae.